AAUUGUCAACCGUGUUUGGCAUCACUGAGCUGAACUCCCAUCCAUCUCGUUUCCUCUCUUUUUCUCUCUCUCUCACACACACAAGCGCUGAUAUUUUUCGGAGCACGGCACUGUUCCAGAGCUAAACUGAAGUGCAGUCGAGCCGUAGGCACGGCGAGGCUGCCCUAAAGGUCGAUGAUGAAACAUAUUUGGGCGCCCCGCUUGCCAAUCAAGUGUUCGUUGUAUCCAAUUGGUCCUCCCUCUGAUAUUAUCAUUCCAUCCUCUGCUGGUGUAAUCCGCUGGGCUUUCCGCUGUCCUCAUCCGCCAGCCGACAUAGGCCCCCCCCCCUCUCUUCUUUUGCGAAUCGGCACUAACUCUUGCUCACAUUUUGCAACACAUUUGCGCUAUUUUAGAUAAUCGCCGCGUAAUUACGGGGCAUGUAAAACCCUGCUUCGUUCGGCGAUUUCGUUUUCAGUUCGGACCGAGACGCCGUUGAUGUUUUCAGCGUCCAUGUCCUCCCGUAGGCUGUGCCGCGGAGGGAUACUUCGGAGUGAACCGACAAUGUGGAGGCUGUUAAAAUGUCUACUUGGAAAAUGAAAUGGGUACAAUUUCUCUAACAAUAAGGAAACGGGCCGAGACAAGAGUUAUGGUUGUGCGAUAGAGGCGUGAUUUUUACCCCUUUUUAAUUUACUUUUCGUGACGAGGACGAGAGCGAGACGAGGCGUCGGGAGGAGUGCUUCAUAUUGUCUUUCCUCAUUUUCAUCAAGCCCACAGUCCGGACCACGGGGGGAAGGAUCCUAUCCCCAACUUUGUUUUUUUCUCUCUACUCCAGCCGUUGAUUUCUCCCUGUUGGAUGCCACAUAAUUGAACCCAGUCGCUUGCUGACACUGAAAGGGCCAAGUGAACGGCAGCAGAGAAUGGCUGCAGUGGAAACAGACAAGGAGCUCAACGACUUGCUGGAUUUUAGCGCGAUGUUUGAGCCUCCAGUUACAAAUGGCAAAAAUCGGCCGACCACACUCGGCAGCAGUCAGUUUGGAGGAUCUGGUAUAGAUGAGAGGAGUGUGUCCAGUCCCUGGGGGCCAGGACAACAGAACAGUCCAUCUUUCAACCAGGGAAGAGGUUAUGGAGAAGAAGGCCUUUACAGUGAGCAAGAGCAAGGCAUUGCGUCUGGCCCCAUAUUUGGACCAGGGCUUGUUGGGAAGGCUGAGCGAGGGCCAUACUCGUCGUUUGCAGCUCAGCAGGGCUUUAUGCCCAGUGAGAUACCCAUGCCCAGUCCCAAUGCCAUCUCCCCAUCUGGCCUGAAGUCCAACUCCCAGUUUUACUCCUCUUAUGAGGGAAACAACCCUCGCAGGAGACCUGCACAGGACCCCAUUGAAUCGCAGCCAAAAAAGAUCAGGAAGGUGCCCCCUGGCCUGCCCUCCUCGGUUUAUGCACCGGCCUCGGGAGAGGACUUUAACAGGGACAAUGCCGGCUACCCGGCCUCAAAGGCAGGAAACGUCUACCCAUUCUACAUGCAAGAAGGCCUCCACCCGCCCUCCGAUCCAUGGGGCUCUGCUAGGUCGAUGGUUCAGCCCGGUUAUUCUGCCAUGCUGGGCAACUCCCCCCAUCUGAGCCAGCAUGCUCCCUUCACUGCCAUCAACCCUCAAGACAGACUGAAACGACAGCCCCUGCCCCUCUCUCCGCAAAACUACCCCCUGCAUGGCAGUGAAGUGAGCGGGGCUCAUCCCGCUGGCCUCCACUCUAGCUCCAGCAGCUUUGGAGUCCCCAGCCACACACCCCCUAUCGCUGGCACCGACACCGUUAUGGCCAAUCGUGGAGCAGUACCUGGAAGUUCAGGUGAUGAAAUUGGAAAAGCCCUGGCAUCUAUCUAUCCUUCAGAUCCAAACAGUAAUACCUUCCCUCCGUCCCCGUCUACUCCCUCUGGCUCUCCACAGGCUGUAUCAGGCUCUGCAUCCCAGUGGACUCGGUCCUCUGGCCAGGCUACACCUUCACCCAACUAUGAUGGUGGAAUUCAGUCCAUGGCGAGUAAAAUGGAGGACCAUCUGGACGAAGCCAUCAACGUUCUUCAGCGUCAUGCCAGCGGACAAGGAGUACCAGGCCUGGCUGAAAUGCACAAUCUGCUCUCGUCUGGCUUAGGUUUACCUCCAGCCUUCACCAGCGCAGCGCUUGGACUGGCCAGUCGCCUGCCAGGACUGAUGUCCGGCCACCAUGAGGACUCUGGUCUGCCCUCUAGUGGAGGACUUUUGCAUGGUCACAAUGGCUCAGCGUCUGCCCAGCCAGGCUCUCAGCCUGCCGUAUCUUUCGGAACUCUUUUAGCAGGCCUGUCUGGUAGUCUGAAUCGUUCCAGCAGUGCUGAUAUCAAACGAGAGGACAAGGAGGAUGACGAGAACUGCUCCAUCACUGACAGGUCAGAGGAUGAGAAAAAAGACGUGAAGCCCCGUCUUGGAACAAGUGUUGUCUCGGUGACUGACGAGAACCUGACCACCGAGGAGAAGGAGCAGAGGGAGCGUGAGCGCCGUCUGGCUAACAACGCUAGGGAGAGGGUGCGCGUGCGCGACAUUAACGAAGCCUUCAGAGAGCUGGGCAGGAUGUGUCAGGUCCACCUGCAGAGCGACAAGGCCCAGACCAAGCUUAUCAUCCUGCAGCAGGCUGUCCAGGUCAUACUGGGCCUGGAGAAGCAGGUGCGAGAGCGUAAUUUGAAUCCAAAGGCUGCCUGCCUCAAGAGGAGAGAGGAGGAAAAAGUUUCAGGUGUUGACCCUCAGAUGCAGCUCGGUGGGGGUCACCCCGGUCUGGGAGGAGAUGGACAUAUGUAAUUCUCAGUUCCUGUACAGCCCAUAGAACACGUGGCCUUAAUCUAUCAUUGUCAUGCAUCUCAGUGUGUGUUAAUCAACUUUGGGAAAGCACACACGCACACACACCUCAUUACUGACAAGGCAGGUGGCCACAUUCCUGACGAUGAAUACAAAAGUAACAAGCACACUCUCACAGAAAGAGGAAACAUUUAUUAAUCUUUACGUGACAAUACUUAGAACCGAGGACGCUGUUUUGGAGACAGUGGAAAUUGGAUACGAGGACGUCCUCGCGUGUUUUUGUAAGACAUUUUGAAAAGUUGCUUUACACGUUGGGAGCAAAAACUUUUUGGAUCAAAAAAAAAAAACUUUUUGGAUCAAUUUUGCUCACGUGAGCAGAGUUAGGAUUUGCAUUGUUGGAUAAUUAUUGGCAUUCCCAUCUGAAAAGGAGGUCUUACAUUCUUCACAAGCAAAGAGGGACAGCCGGGUUUAUAUCUUAUGAUUGAACAAACCUGUUUAAGCCUGCAAGAGGCCGAAUGCAAAGUGUUUGAUUAAGAUAAAAACAGCCGUCUGAGUCUUCAUGUGAUGACUGAAUUACAGAUGUAGGUUUGAAGACAUCCGCCCUCUGACUGGUCAAUCGAAGAGCCUGCUUCUCUUUUUGAUAUGCUGGUAACUCUGGUUGUAUUUUUUAAAUUUCUUGCUUUGGCUGUAAUGGUGCCACAGUCGCCGACUCACAUGUGCAGUGGGUUGUUUUUUGUUUAUUUUUGACUGUGGAUCCCCGAGUCUUAUCUCCUCUACAUGUGUUAUUGUCGCGGCCACUCAAGCGGAGCAAAAAGACUGCCGGAGAGAGACCCCAGCCAGACACACAAACACGAGCAAAGACUCAAUCCUGGAUCCACAGCGAAGUUGAAAUCCCAACCUUCCCUCGGUGAGGCUGCUGGCGGACACUGCUCGCAUCCUUCAGUCUCAGCCACUCGAAUACAGCCAGCGUCACAUCAGCCUGACAGUCGAAUCAUACCAUAAGACACUGUUCCAGCACGGUGAACUCACUCAACACAAGUCUCAGAGCAAUUUGUAUUGUGGUAAAAGACAUUUUGAAAAACUGAGUAUUGAAAGGGAUCAUGAGUGUUACUGCUAUAUUGUGGAGAAUUUACUCAAUCGCCAUUGACUGACUUGUUGUGGUUGUUGCUCUGUUUUGAGCAUUUUUGGUGUUUUUUUCCCCCCCUUUUGAACAAUUUGCAAAGCCUGUUGUAAGGAUCUUCCUUUUGUAGAAUUGAUUUAUCUUUUUUUUUAAAUUUUAUUUUAUACUUUGUAAGAUAGACGUAUGAGUUUUGUUUUUAUCAUUUGGAAUGCUUUUUUCUUACUUUCUUUCUUUUGUUUGUUUACAUUGUUUAAAUGUAAGACGACUCUCAGUUUAGAUUCCAGGAACAAAGUGAGGUGUUUUUUCUUUUGUGCCAGGUGCUUAGAAAUGUUAGAGAAGACAAGAUUAUCUGGCUGUAACAUCAUCACAUGUUGUGAUAUUGCUCUUUUGUUGCUUUUGAAUGCCCAUUUCAAAACAAACCUGUCAGGCCAGUUGUAAUUGAAUUUUUCUGGUAUUUGCGACAGUUUCUCUUUAAAUGAAUUUAAUAUUUUUCUUCGGCACGCCCCCGUCUCCUCUCCCUAACACCCAGCUCUCUUAUGAGCUUGUUGAUGAGUUUGGAAGUGGCAGCAGGGGCGGUCUGGAAAAUCUGCAACAUAACUCUCUCUUUCAUUCUGAUGUGAAGCAUAAAAUGAAUCAAAAAGGCUGGCCUGAGUCAUUUUCCUGACUUUAGGAGUUUUGAUAAUGGUAACUCACCAGUGCCUGAAUACUUAUCUGCUACAUGGUGGAUGAUGUUGCAUUUGAGGAUUUUUAGGUUUUACCUUUUUAUAAUACAGAUAUAUCGAAACAUAAAUACUUCAGUAACAUCUGACAGCAUCUAAAUGAAGAGUUACACUCAGCGACGCCGAGCGCUUCAGUGUCUGCGUGUCAUUAAGUGUAAGAUGACUAAUAUCCUGGUCUACAGCUCUGACUCAGAAAAUUGUACUUAAAAUUUCUCAUCUUCUCUGAACUGAUUAUGUUAAAUAUAAUUUUGUCCCUGACUGGCAUGUGCAUUGAUAUGUAUGUACAGCUGUACGAUAUGUCCUCAUCAGCUUUAUCGCUGUAAGCUGAUUCUGAUAUGUGACAGUAUUUGGUUUACCUGUCAUUUGGUCACAGAUCUUGCCCUAUGGACUAGCCCAAAACAAUUUCUUUGUCAGCUACUCUCGCCUCUCUGCAGAAGAACCUGGUGUUGUUGUGACAUAAAAGGUCGCUACUGAAGACUUUUAUUUCUUCACAUGAAAAGUAUCAAAAGAUGCACCUGAUAUUCUUUGUUAACAGACCCUUUCUGUCCUCCACAACAGAUGACCCGCUACAGAUCUCUCUGUCUUCAAUCAUGUUUGGGGACAGCAUCUAUGUAGGCUAUGUCCUCAAAGUGCCUCCUGUUUCCUAUUUUUUAUAUAUAAAGUAGAUAUCGAGAACUGUUGUGUAUAUAACAGUAAUGUAGCAAUAAAUGUGCCAUUUUUAAUAACAAAAAAA
Acanthopagrus latus (yellowfin seabream) is the source of this 5361-nucleotide messenger RNA. It is a transcript of the gene tcf3a, whose product is annotated as transcription factor 3a. The record is from RefSeq and is a predicted model, not a curated record. The transcript is spliced from 20 exons. Gene Ontology annotation, biological process: regulation of transcription by RNA polymerase II. Gene Ontology annotation, cellular component: transcription regulator complex. The coding region runs from base 897 to 2792 and encodes 631 amino acids. Gene Ontology annotation, molecular function: RNA polymerase II cis-regulatory region sequence-specific DNA binding; DNA-binding transcription factor activity, RNA polymerase II-specific; protein dimerization activity. Lineage: Eukaryota; Metazoa; Chordata; Actinopteri; Spariformes; Sparidae.